This is a messenger RNA of Pleuronectes platessa (European plaice), 1347 nucleotides long. It is a transcript of the gene otomp, whose product is annotated as otolith matrix protein. The record is from RefSeq and is a predicted model, not a curated record. NCBI's taxonomy places the organism in Eukaryota, Metazoa, Chordata, Actinopteri, Pleuronectiformes, Pleuronectidae. Gene Ontology annotation, cellular component: plasma membrane; early endosome; recycling endosome. The transcript is spliced from 9 exons. The coding region runs from base 1 to 1347 and encodes 448 amino acids. Gene Ontology annotation, biological process: iron ion transport.
AUGGAGGGUCUACAGAGACGUCUGCCUGUAGCCUUCCUCCUCAUUCUGCCUCUACUGUGUGUCAGCGCUGUCGCCAAUCCAAAAACUACAGUUUCCUGGUGUGUAUUGUCUAAUGCUGAAGAGCGGAAGUGUCUGGAUCUGGCUGGGAACGCCACGGCUCGGAAUAUUAGAGGAACGUUGCAAUGCGUCCGUGGCCUGAACACCAGAGACUGUAUCGACAGAAUCAAGAAUGGGACAGCGGACGCAGCCUCCAUGUUUGCAGAUGACAUUUAUGCUGCUGGCCUCUGUCACGGACUGGAUCUGGCUGCUGGAGAGUCCCACAACGGAGUUAACGGUAUCAGUUACUACGUGGUGGCGAUGGCUCGUCGCUCCUCAUCAGACCUGUCCCUGCUGGAGAUGCACGAACGCAGCUCCUGUCACCCCGGCAUGAGAACCACAGUGGGAUGGACCGUCCCUAUUGGCUACCUGGUCAACACAUCCCAGAUCAGCGUAGGGGAGCAGUGCAACUUCCCCAAAGCGGUCGGAAACUUCUUUGGUUACAGCUGCGUGCCGGGUGCCAAAGACCCCCAUCAUGACCCCAGAGGCAACAACCCGAGGAACCUGUGCGAGGCCUGCAUAGGAGACGAGUACGACAGACACAUCUGCGCCAGCAGCCACAGAGAGAGACACUACGGAGAGUCGGGGGCAUUGAGAUGCGUGGCUGAAAAUCUGGGGGAUGUGGCCUUUGUCAAACACACAACAGUCUUUGACAAUUUGGACGGUAAGAACCAGGAGUCCUGGGCUCUGGACCUGGAGCUGGAGGACCUGAAGCUGCUGUGCCCAGAUGGGACGGAGGCCGGCCUGGAGGAGCAUGAACACUGCCACCUGGCAGCCGUCCCCACCAACGCUGUGGUGGUGCGUGUGGAGGACAAGUGCCGCGUCUGGAAGUUCCUGGAACGCUUACAGAACGCGUUUGGCAACGCCAAGGAGGGCUUCCGCCUGUUCAGCUCAGCGGGCUAUGGCGAAUCUGAUCUGCUCUUCAGUGAUGCCACCCACCACCUGCAGAGGGUUCUGGGUAGCUACACCUCCUGGCUGGGCCCCACUUACAGCACCAUGCUGAAAGCCUUCGAGUGUGAGGCCUCCCGCGUCUCCCUGCGGUUUCUCUGCUGUGAAAGGCCGCCGCUGUUCUGCUCUGGCGACAGCGCCGAGCGAGCGGAGAGGGCGGAGGGCUCGUUUGGCAGUCCUCCGUGCCGGCCUCCUCUCACUGCCCUGGGGGUAAACACCAUGCCGAUCGACCAGCAGCGGCCCCCUGAGCGUUUUACCACCCGAGCCUCCGAACAAUGCCUGCAAACAUCCAAUCCAAGCUGA